AGUGGCGGGAAUCCCCCUCGUUUAUUCCCUCCUCUUUUCUCCUAUCCAUCUACAGAUCACAAGCUCUCAUCCCAUUCCCGCCAAGAAAAAUGCAGAACGGCAGCAGCAGCAAGAGGCGAGCUCCUCCGCCUCCUUCGGCCCCGAACGCCUCGAAGCGAUUCCAGCCCCAGCAGCAACAGCAGCGUCCGCAGUCGACGGUGACGAUGGCGGAAGAUGAGGAGAUGAUGGACGAAGACGUCUACUUGGAAGAAACCCUACUCCAAGACGAAGAAUUCCUCCACGAUGAAGAAGCCUUACGAGCCCUCUCAUCCCGACUCUCCAAAUGGAAGCGUCCUCCCCUCCCCCCUUCCUAUGUCUCCCAAUCCCAAAGCAUAAUUUUCCAGCAAUUGGAGAUAGAUUACGUUAUUGGCGAUAGCCAUAAAGUAUUGCUCCCUAAUUCGUCGGGCCCUGCUGCCAUCCUUAGAAUGUUUGGUGUUACAAAGGAAGGCCACAGCGUCUGCUGCCAUGUUCAUGGGUUCGAGCCGUAUUUCUACAUUAGCUGCCUGCCCGGGAUGGACCCCGAUGAUAUCUCCCGUUUCCACCAAAUCCUUGAGGGUAGAAUGAGGGAAGCAAACAGGAACAGCAAGGCUCCCAAAUUCAUCUUAAGAAUUCAGAUGGUCCAGAAGAGAAGCAUUAUGCAUUACCAGCAACAGCAAUCUCAGCCUUUCCUUAAGAUUGUUGUUGCCCUGCCAACAAUGGUUGCCAGCUGUCGAGGCAUUCUAGAGAGGGGCAUACAAAUUGACGGUCUUGGAACAAAGAGUUUCGUGACAUAUGAAAGCAAUGUUCUUUUUGCCCUUCGUUUCAUGAUUGAUUGUAACAUCGUUGGUGGCAAUUGGAUUGAAGUGCCUGCUAGGAAAUAUAUGAAGGCAACAAAGAGUAUAUCUUAUUGCCAACUAGAAUUUGAUUGUCUGUACUCUGAAUUAGUCAGCCAUGCUCCAGAAGGAGAGUUCUCUAAAAUGGCCCCUUUUCGGAUUUUGAGUUUCGACAUUGAGUGCGCUGGUCGCAAAGGACUUUUUCCUGAGCCAAGCCAUGAUCCUGUUAUUCAGGUGGCCAAUUUAGUUACUCUACAGGGAGAGGACCACCCCUUUGUACGCAAUGUAAUGACUCUUAAGUCAUGCUCUCCAAUAGUUGGUGUCGAUGUGAUGUCAUUUAAUACUGAAAGAGAUGUCUUGCUAGCUUGGAGGGAUUUUAUCCGUGAAAUAGAUCCUGAUAUCAUAAUCGGAUACAAUAUCUGCAAGUUUGAUCUGCCAUAUCUUAUUGAGAGAGCUGAAGCCUUGAAAAUAGCUGAAUUUCCAAUUCUGGGACGCAUCAGAAACAGUAGGGUUCGGAUCAAGGAUACAACUUUUUCAUCAAGACAGCUUGGAGUGCGGGAAAGUAAAGAGGUUACAAUCGAAGGGCGAGUUCAGUUUGAUCUGUUUCAGGUUAUGCAACGAGACUAUAAGCUGAGUUCAUAUUCUUUGAAUUCUGUUUCUGCACACUUUCUCGCAGAGCAGAAGGAGGAUGUUCAUCAUUCAAUAAUAUCUGAUCUUCAAAAUGGUAACCCAGAAACUAGGAGGCGUCUUGCUGUCUAUUGCUUGAAGGAUGCUUAUCUUCCACAACGGCUUUUGGACAAAUUGAUGUUCAUUUACAACUAUGUGGAGAUGGCUCGAGUCACAGGUGUUCCUAUAUCUUUUCUGCUUGCAAGAGGCCAAAGCAUUAAGGUUCUUUCACAACUUCUUAGGAAGUCCAAGCAGAAGAACCUUGUUAUUCCAAAUGUUAAAGGGCAAGGAAGUGGACACGAAACAUUUGAGGGUGCAACUGUUUUGGAGGCCAGAGCUGGAUUUUAUGAAAAGCCAAUUGCUACAUUGGAUUUUGCAUCUUUGUAUCCGUCCAUCAUGAUGGCAUAUAAUCUAUGUUACUGCACUCUGGUAACACCUGAGGAUGUUCGUAAGUUCAACUUGCCCCCAGAAUGUGUCAAUAAAACUCCAUCUGGUGAAACUUUUGUUAAACCAAAUUUACAGAAGGGCAUACUUCCAGAAAUUCUCGAAGAAUUAUUGGCUGCUCGUAAAAGGGCUAAAGCAGAUCUUAAGGAAGCAAAGGAUCCAUUUGAGAAGGCUGUACUGGAUGGUCGUCAGCUGGCUCUGAAAAUAAGUGCGAACUCAGUGUAUGGAUUUACUGGAGCUACAGUGGGACAACUACCUUGUUUGGAGAUAUCUUCCAGUGUGACAAGCUAUGGUCGACAGAUGAUUGAGCAGACGAAGAAGCUUGUAGAAGACAAAUUCACAACGCUUGGUGGCUAUGAUCACAACGCCGAGGUUGUUUAUGGGGAUACAGAUUCUGUUAUGGUUCAAUUUGGUGUGUCAACUGUAGAUGCAGCAAUGAGCCUGGGGAGGGAAGCAGCUCAGUACAUCAGCGGCACUUUCACAAAGCCCAUCAAACUAGAGUUUGAGAAGGUUUAUUAUCCAUACCUUUUAAUCAGCAAGAAGAGAUAUGCUGGACUUUUGUGGACAAAUCCAGAAAAGUUUGACAAAAUGGACACCAAAGGCAUUGAGACAGUUAGAAGGGACAACUGUCUUCUGGUAAAGAAUUUGGUAACUGAAUGCCUUCAUAAGAUUCUAAUUGAUCAAGAUGUUCCUGGUGCAGUCCAGUAUGUCAAGAACACCAUUUCAGAUCUUCUGAUGAACCGCAUGGAUUUGUCGCUUCUGGUUAUCACUAAGGGUCUCACAAAAACAGGGGAUGAUUAUGCAGUAAAGACGGCACAUGUUGAACUUGCUGAACGCAUGCGCAAGCGGGAUGCUGCCACUGCUCCAAAUGUUGGGGAUCGUGUUCCGUAUGUUAUUAUUAAAGCUGCAAAAGGUGCCAAGGCUUAUGAAAGGUCGGAGGAUCCUAUCUUCGUGCUAGAGAAUAACAUUCCAAUAGAUCCCCAUUACUACCUUGAAAAUCAAAUUAGCAAGCCGCUUUUGAGAAUAUUUGAUCCCAUUCUGAAGAAUGCGGAAAAGGAACUUCUCCAUGGCAGCCACACAAGAUCAGUUUCCAUUUCAACUCCUUCAAACAGCGGUAUCAUGAAGUUUGCAAAGAAACAACUUUGUUGCAUUGGCUGCAAAGCUCUAAUCAGUAAUGCAGAUCAAACACUCUGUUCACACUGCAAGGGAAGAGAGGCUGAACUAUAUUGCAAAACCGUAGCUAGUGUGUCUGAUUUAGAAAAGCUUUUUGGGAGGCUGUGGACGCAGUGCCAGGAGUGCCAAGGCUCUCUUCACCAAGACGUCCUCUGUACAAGUCGGGAUUGCCCAAUAUUUUAUCGGAGGAAGAAGGCACAGAAGGACAUGGCUGAAGCUAAGUUGCAACUGGAUCGGUGGAAAUUCUGAUUGAUGGAGUUUGAGGUGUGUGACUUCCACCUGUAGUCCUAUAUAAGGACUUCCUGCACUACCUGUAUGUUUACCGUUGUUUGGGGAAGGCAUCUCAUGGUCAAUCUUCAUACUCAAGAUGUUAGGAUUUCAGGUGUUCUAACAUUGGGUUCUUGGCUCUGACUGCAGCCUAUAGAAAGAGUAUGAAAGAAGGGUCAACCUAAAGCCCUUUGGCCACUUUGAUGUGUCAUUUAUUUUCGUUGGGUGCGAUGUAUGUCACUGGGAGGCACUGUCAGUUGGGCUGUUUUGGACCUCAAAUUGUGUCUCAUCUUUUUCCAUGUAUAAAUGUCAUUAACAGUGUCCAUGGAAGGAUAGGACUUCCAGGACCCAAUUAGAGGAAUGGAUUUAAAGCAUCUUCGGCAUGAGAGCUACCGUUCCACCUUGUGGUGUUUUUUCAUGGAGGAUUUAGAGUAGGGUACAUGCCCUGGAUGAAGAGAGAGUGUUAUUAGUCUUCUUCUUUAGAGUCUUGGGGCACAAUACUCGAACCUGGGUCAUACCCAGGGAGAGCAAGGUACCCUAACCAGCUGGGUAUGCCAAGCCAUGUAUUUGGCCUUUCCUAGUUUGUACUGUGGGACCUAUCAUCCAUUAUGUAUUAUAGUCAAAAUCGAUGGAAUGAUAGCUUUUGUGAAUUAGUGGCAGCUUGAUAACUGAUGCAGAUUGAAAAACGUAGUGAUGUAUAUCAUCCUUUGCCGCGUUUGAUGACCUAACUGUUUUGAGUAA
Messenger RNA from Magnolia sinica, 4142 nucleotides. RefSeq names its product DNA polymerase delta catalytic subunit. The record is from RefSeq and is a predicted model, not a curated record. Bases 90 to 3383 code for a protein of 1097 amino acids. NCBI's taxonomy places the organism in Eukaryota, Viridiplantae, Streptophyta, Magnoliopsida, Magnoliales, Magnoliaceae. The transcript is spliced from 30 exons. Gene Ontology annotation, biological process: nucleotide-excision repair, DNA gap filling; base-excision repair, gap-filling; DNA replication proofreading. Gene Ontology annotation, molecular function: DNA-directed DNA polymerase activity; 3'-5'-DNA exonuclease activity; nucleotide binding. Gene Ontology annotation, cellular component: delta DNA polymerase complex.